This is a messenger RNA of Oldenlandia corymbosa var. corymbosa, 861 nucleotides long. Lineage: Eukaryota; Viridiplantae; Streptophyta; Magnoliopsida; Gentianales; Rubiaceae. The record is from the annotation of a GenBank genome assembly.
AUGGAUAAUUACUACUACACUUAUAUUUUCCUUUCCAUUUUCUUCUUUUUAGCAACUGUAUUAUUUAUCAAAGCGAGUUCUAAAACCCGGUUGAAACUGCCACCAGGUCCUCCUGCAUGGCCGAUCAUCGGCAACUUAUUCGGCUUGAACGCCGAAAAACCUCAUAUAUGGCUGGCGAAUCUCGCGCGAGAACACGGCCCGCUGUUCUCUCUGAGAUUAGGGUUUAGGGUUUUGGUGAUGGCGUCCUCCCCUGAAACUGCAAAGGAAGUGUUGAAAACCCGCGACCGGGAUUUAUCGGGGAGGUUCAAGUCGAGGCUGAUCGGAUCCCUCCCCGAGUUCCAAAGCUCCGUCAUCGUUCUAUCCACCGAAUGCGGCGAGAAGUGGAGGUCUUUACGUAAGAAUGCUCACGUUGAGCUCUUUUCACAUGGAGCCCUAGAAUCUCAUACAAAGAUUAGGGUUCAAAAGGCUCAAGAAAUGAUGGAUUUCUUAGCUAAACAAGAAGGAGAAGUUGUGGAGAUCGUGAACGUCGCGUACGCGACCGCAGUUAACAUUUUGACUAACACUUUGAUGUCGGAGGAUCUUAUUCGUUCUCUGGAUUUUGCCGUUGGUGAAAUGAAGAAGUUUUCAAGGAUGCUUAUUGGGUUUGUGAUCCCCACCAUAGCUGAUUUGUACCCUUUGAUUGGUGGUUUUUUAGAUGGUGGAUAUACGAGAAUAGUAGGGAUGGAAUAUAAGGAAAAGAGCAAGGCACUUUGGGGAGAAGUAGUGGAAGCAUCUAGCGGAGGAUCUGUUGAAGAAUUAGGACUCACCGGAGGCAAAUCAACAUGUGGAGACAAUGGAGGAAACGGAUCAACAGCGGAAUGA